Linum tenue is the source of this 1235-nucleotide messenger RNA. Lineage: Eukaryota; Viridiplantae; Streptophyta; Magnoliopsida; Malpighiales; Linaceae. The record is from the annotation of a GenBank genome assembly.
GGGCCGAGAGACAGACAGUAGACAGUUCGUUCCUUCUGCUCCUAAUUUCGUUUUCCCCACCGUCUCCGUCGUCCUCCUCAACCUAAAACGUAAACAAAGUAACCGAACCAGGGGAAAAAAAAAACAAGAAAAAAAAAUUAGAGAAACCAACCACUACCCAAUUCGUCACCAUUUCCCCCAUUUCUUCAGCCAGGAGGAAACCCUCGCAAAGCCAGGGGGAAAAAAAAAAUCCUUCCCACGCCAUGGCCGCCCUGCGAAAUCCUCCUACCACCACCACCACCAACCACAACAAUUUCCCCUUGCUGCUCUGCCUCUUCCUCUCGAUUUCCACCGCCGCGGCGGCGGCGGCCAAAGCACCCACCAUCUACGACUACCUCAACAACAACGGCCUUCCGAUCGGGCUCUUCCCGGAGGGAAUAACGAACUUCUCCCUCGACUCAGCCACGGGGCGGUUCCAGAUAAACCUCACCCAGCCUUGCAACGUCAAGCUGGAGAACCAGCUCCAUUACGAUUUCAACAUCUCCGGCCUCCUGUCCCCGGGCAAGAUCCAGGAGCUCUCCGGGAUGUCGCAGCAGGAGCUCUUCCUCUGGUUCCCCGUGAAAGGGAUCCGCGUCGACGAUCCCAAGACGGGGUUGAUUCACUUCGAUGUCGGGGUGGUGGAUAAGCAGUUCACUUUCUCUAUGUUCGAGAUCCCCGGCCAAUGCAUCGACGGCGGCGAGCAACCUUCUCAAUCCUCCGAUUCCUACUGGUUUCAGGUUGAACACUAUGAGAAUCAAGGGGUGUUGAGGGCGGAUUCAUAGACCACCACCAUUGGAGGUGGGAGCAAGGGGAUUUUGCUGCUGCUAAUGCUGCUUGGCUUCUUGAGGGUGGAGAGAAAGCAGAUAUCUGUUUGUAAUCUAAGCACAGAUUUGCCCUGUCUUUGUGUUCUUUCAAGGUGGUGUUUGUUGCUUGCAGUGCGCCUUGCUUUGUUGUAUAGAGAGGUUCUUCUAUGUUGUGAAAUAUGUUGAUGAUGAUGAUGGAAGAAUGAAAGCCAAUGUCUUUGAAGAAUGCAAGUAUUGACAAUCUUUAUAUCAAUCAAGGAUCAUAUCUGUAUACAUAGAUUUUGUAUGCAAACAAUCAAUUAGUGCCAUUGCACCAGAAGGUCUGUUGAUAGUUGAAUGUUACUUUAUGUUGGUGAACUCGCUCUACAUAAUCUUAUUAUUAUUAUUAUUAUGUGAUUAAUGUUUGAUACCUAU